Messenger RNA from Cladocopium goreaui, 1797 nucleotides. The record is from the annotation of a GenBank genome assembly. Lineage: Eukaryota; Dinophyceae; Suessiales; Symbiodiniaceae.
AUGGCCGCGGAACAGGUUCGCCGUGCUUUCCAGGACGAGACUGUCAAAACCGAGCUUUUCCGACUCUUGGAGGCAGAGCCCUUCGCUGAAGGUCUGCUGUUGGAGCACUAUCCGGAGCUGCUGCGGGAAUGGCGCGCAAUUUCUGAUGCCAUGCAAGUUCCGUGGCAAUAUGUCAUGGUCUGCGAGCUCUCGCUUGCAUCGUUUUGCAGCCCCACUGCCGUGCUCUUUCCCUGGAACACCUUGCGGGUGUAUCCCGUUCUUUGGUGGUUCCUUCUUCAUCCUGGGGCAUUCAACACCAGUGGCGUCAUCCGGCUGUACUCCGAGGUUUGGCACCUCUUGGAGCAGGACAUCAAUGGCGCUCGCGCGCAAUUGCGUGAUCAAUGGCAGGGCCAAGGUAACCAGCGCAACCCUUUUGCUGGGUCGGUCAGUGCCACAAGUGGCUCCGGAUCCUUGGAAGGCGAGGGAAAGCUGAUGGCGCUGCCUCAAAACCUCUCCCGCAGCUGCGGCUUCCUACCCGAAGGCAAGCGGCUGCUGCAAUGGCUGAAGAACGAGGGCGCCAUUAAUGAGUCCAUCGUCGUGGAGUUGUUUGAACGCAGUCGGUGGAAGAGGUCAACCGUGAACGCAGAGCGGACUUUCGUGGUCUCCUUCCCGUUCUUCCUCGCCUCUGGCGCCCUGCACAUCGAGGACGUGUUGGAGCUGUAUGUCUCCGGCGAUCCGUUGGGGAUCCGAGGGCGCCUUGGUCUGUUCUAUGCCCGGGCGACUUUCAAACGAGCCCGGGAGGUUGAAGCGGCGGCUGCAGCGAUUUCAGCGGAGAGGUAUGGUCUCGAAAAACGUCUUCGGGAACGUUUUGCCCGGGCCUGGCGCGCACAUGACCCUUUGCAUGCUGCCCCAGCGCAUCUGUUCGAGGACCAUGCGGGCUACCAGUGGCGGGUCUACACCCUAGCACCCGAGGCCUUGCGAGACUUCGAAGCCCGCUUUGAUUAUCACACUCAGCAGCAGGAAGCGGCACACCUGCAGCGAUUGGCGGAAAGCCACUUUCAUUCCAAAGCAAAAACCAAGCAUCUCCGCCAUGCCCUCGCUCUGCAUCUCUGCGAGGAAAGCCGCCUUGGCCAUGCCGUGAAUGAGUGGAACACUGUCGUUCCUUUACCUGCAAUGUUGGUGGGACGUGCUUUGUCCGAUUACAUGGACAAGUGUGAUAGAACUGUGGCUGACUUCGUCGCCGAUGUCCUGCAGCGAGGUGAUGCAGCCCCAAAACCGUCUGUGGGCGGGGGUGGCCGUGCCACUGUGCGGCAACAACUGCUUGCGGUCUUGGCCACCAACCAGGGCCACUUGGAACAGCUUCAGCCUCCACGAAUUCACCCUGUUUUGGAAAUCAUGCGAGCGGUCCUGCGUGCUCGGCAUCCUUGGAUCGAGUCGGGGAAUAUUCUGAAAGUUGCCAGCUGCAAAAAUGCGUUGCGAACCUUCGGCAGCCCAGAGCAGCUGCAAUUGUAUUGCCUCGCCGCAAAAGCCUUGUACUUUGCAGGCUUUGGCUUUGCCGGCAUGGGUACCAAUUCCCACGGUACACCAGUGAUCUGGUUCAGGAAGCGUCCAUUGGAGGUGGGCAGUGGCAGCUACGCCAUCUCGGUGAAUAUCUUGACUGCCCUUGGCCUUGGGGUUGGAGAGUAUGUCGGUGCGAACUUGGAUGCGGAGCGCCCCAGCACGGCUCCGGCUGCGGACAUGCCGCCUCAACCUGAAGAUAUGGCUGCUUUCUUAGCAAAACUCCAAGGCCUAAUUCAGCGACAGAAUGCAGCGGAGUAA